Dacryopinax primogenitus is the source of this 5256-nucleotide messenger RNA. RefSeq lists its product as uncharacterized. Gene Ontology annotation, molecular function: phospholipid binding; tubulin binding. Gene Ontology annotation, biological process: maintenance of protein location in cell cortex; establishment of mitochondrion localization; microtubule cytoskeleton organization. The coding region runs from base 1 to 5256 and encodes 1751 amino acids. The record is from RefSeq and is a predicted model, not a curated record. NCBI's taxonomy places the organism in Eukaryota, Fungi, Basidiomycota, Dacrymycetes, Dacrymycetales, Dacrymycetaceae. The transcript has 5 exons. Gene Ontology annotation, cellular component: cell cortex; mitochondrion.
AUGACCUCUCUUCCGCUCGAGGACGACGUCUUCUCUCCCAGCACCGAUGCCGCCGGAAGGCUGCUCGAACGCGCUGAACGAUACCUACAGGCGAAAGAUCAACAGCUGCAAUGGGCUGGUCGACUUGGACAAACAGUUUUGAAUCAGCAGCUCGCUAUGGAAGCUCUUGUAUCGCGAAUCAAGGAAGACGAGAUAUACGCAUAUGGAGAUAAAGCCGGCAUACGAGAGGAGGAAGAGUUGAGGAACAUCCAGGAUAUGAUGCAGAAGUGGGACAAGGAAAUUGAGGAGGAACUUUCCCAGCUGCAGCAUGAUGCCCCGGAUGGUUCAUCUGUACCAUACCCAGCGAUCGACGAGACGGAGAUGUUCGAGAGUCCCGACAAUGGUCUCGACUCCACUCCGCGACACUACCUAGAAAACCAGACCGGCGUUCCUCCCUCUACCAGCGCCACAUCUGCUGCGCAGUCAUCGCGGAGAGCAAAGAACGCUGCCCACAGAAAUGAGGAUGCAGGGUUCGCACUUGAGAUCUCAGACUCUUUGAUUAUCGAAAUUCGGCGACUACAGACCUUGCUGCAGGAGCGCGACAAGAUCAUCACAGAAACCACAGAAGCUGCUCGACAACGGGAUGAAGAAGUUCUUGCGCUCAAACAACAGGUCAAGAAGCUGGAGCAGAACUCGGAGAAGUUUCGGGAAGAGAACUGGGAGCUCGAAAUGCGGCUUCAGGAAUCGUCACAAAAGGAGAUAACUGCCACGUCUGAAGCGCGCCGCUUGGCCAGCGAAGAGAAGCGUCUCAUGCGUGAACUGACCCACACGCGUGGCGAAAACGAAACCCUCAAGGCAAGCGUGGAGAAUCUCGAGACGCAAUUAGAAGAGCGUCAGGCGCAGCACGAGAAGGCCACUGCCCAAUGGCGUCUUGACCAAGUCCGCCUCUCUCGUGAGAAGAGCGAUCUUCGCCAGGUAUUAGAAGAAGAGCGCUCUCAGGAGGAAAGACGCAAGCGGAUGCGCAUUGUCAGUGGAUCUUCUCUACGAAAUCAGAGCGCCGUUUUGGAGGAGGAUGAAGAGGAACCUGAGGUGGACAUUUUCGCUCCCAGCAAAGGUCGCAAGUCACUUCCGUUUGGUUCGGUGCCCACCGUGGAUAUUCAAGAGGCCGAUGAAGAGGAAUAUGAGCCUGAAGAGGACCCAGAACUUGCUUCCUCGGUCCUCAGCCAACCUCGAACUCCUAGUGGUCGGUCCUCAAAAAUGGACGUUAUGCGCGCUCAGCUCUCACAUUCACAUCUUCGCCAAUCUGCUCUCAGACAAAAAGUCGGCAAGAAAGGCAGCGCUGAUUCUCUCGUUCCCCCUGCACCCGCGUACGAACAAGAGGAGGAAUGGGAGGAGGAAGCCGAUGCUGACGAGCACACCAGUGUUCCUUCCACUCGCGGUAGAUCUUCUCGCGGUCGGCGUGGCACUGGCACGAGAGGACGGGGAGCCGGAUUUGGCGCAAGCAGAUCUCGCGCCGCUGUACAAGAACUCUUUCUUUCUGACUUCACUUCGUCCUCCCCGCCUUCGAUCGAGCUGGACGAGCCGCCUCGGCUGGAAGCAACUUCACCUUCGCCUAACAAUACCACUGUCAAUGGUAGUCUGGGCAUGGAUCCAAUGUAUGCGACAUCCCUCACCCCUCCUGGAUCUCGACCUGCAUCCCUGCUCCACGGUGCCAGUCCCCUGCGUCGGGUCACCGGUACAAGUCUGGGCGACGAGCUCGGUGACGUGGACUGGAGCGCUGCAGAGCGUCGCGAGAUGGCAGAAACCGAGAUACAAACCGAUCCGAUUGAGCCCACCAUCCAGAUCAUUGAGAAGGAGAUCAUCAAAGAGGUUCCUGUCGAGGUCAUCCGCGAAGUCGAGAAGCUCGUUGAAGUACCCGUAGACAGGAUCGUGGAGAAGCUCAUCGAGGUGCCUGUGGAGGUUGUCCGUGAAGUGGAGACCAGGAUUGAAGUUCCAGUCGAGGUGAUUCGUGAAGUAGAGAAGCGAGUUGAAGUGCCCGUGGAGAAAGUCGUCGAGAAGGAAGUUGUUAAGAUCAAAGAAGUGCCGGUCGAGGUCAUCCGGGAGGUUGAGAAGCGCGUGGAAAUCCCUGUUGAAGUCAUCAAGGAGGUUGAGAAACGUGUGGAGAUCCCGGUUGAGAUUAUCAGGGAGGUCGUGAAGCUAGUCGAGGUUCCCGUCGAAAAGAUCGUCGAGAAACGCGUGGAGGUUCCCGUCGAAGUCGAGAGACGAAUCGAAGUCCCGGUAGAGAAGAUCGUCGAUCGUCAUGUUGAGGUCCCCGUGGAACGUGUUGUCGAAAAGCGAAUCGAAGUCCCUGUCGAGAUCAUCAAGGAGGUGAUCAAAGAGGUGGAGAAGCGCGUCGAAAUCCCUGUUGAAGUCAUUAGAGAAGUCGAAAAGCGCGUGGAGAUACCUGUGGAGAAAAUCGUUGAGAAGCGUGUUGAGGUUCCCAUCGAGGUCAUCCGAGAGGUGGAAAAACGUGUAGAAGUCCCCAUUGAGGUUAUCAAGGAGGUCGAGAUACGCGUUGAGGUCCCUAUUGAGACGAUCAAGGAGGUCGAGAAACGCGUUGAAGUGCCAAUCGAUCGCAUCGUUGAAAAGAUCGUUGAAGUGGAGCGUAUCGUGGAGAAGCGAGUGGAUGUGCCUGUUGAAGUCAUCAAGGAGAUCGAAAAGCGGGUUGAGGUACUCGUGGAAGUUAUCCGCGAGGUGGAGAAGCGAGUCGAAGUUCCUGUGGAAGUUAUCAAGGAGGUGGAGAAGCGCAUCGAGGUACCGGUGGACCGUGUCGUGGAGAAGAUCGUGGAGAAGAUCGUGGAGAAGAUCGUCUUUAGAACACCACCCACCACGCCUAGGGUUGUGCCAUCUCAGCCGCAAGUGUCACCGACCCCGCGGGGCUUUGCACCACCUGCAUCACGCACCGAUACUGACACAGGCGAUGAUGGCUACACGACUGCCACAGAGAACCAGCGACCUUCUACAUCAAUGUCAUCUACAACAGAUGAAGAAUACGCUGACGCCCGCAGCGUGGCUACCGCAACACCAACCCAAGAAUUCUAUUCUGUCAGCGGAGGAGGAGACAGUCGGGACCUGCUGGGUAACGCCGCAGAUGACGAAGAUGAGGAUGAGGAUGGCACUGAGUAUGCUGAGAGUAUACGUCCAAUGCCUCGGCGCCGGGAAGGUGGGACUCGAAGAGGUCCGAUCGAUGCCAUCUAUGAACCAGCCAUAACUGAGUCUGAACCGGAACCCGAGCCAAAGCGACAGAUGGCCGAAGCAGAGGUCCAGACGGACGAAUGGGUGCCCCCGUUGCCGUCCCCUGUUCUGGAGAAUCUGCCUGCAACAGGCGGAAGGGGAUUGUUCUUGGUUGGGCCAAAGUCUCAGAUGACGUUUGUUCCCAGCAUGCCCCAGGCCAUGUCCGCUGCAUCCGCGAGUACAACGUCACUCACACUUCCGGUCUCCCGUCCUUCGAAUGCCACGUCUGCUGCUGUGCCCGCGUCUCUGCAUAGCAAUGGUGAAAGAAUGGCCAGCAAGCGCACACCGAGCAUUGAGUCUGUAUUCGCGAUGGAAAAGGCGGUCGGUAAUAAGACAAGCACCACACCAAGUGUCAUCCUCGACCGGAGCAAGCCUCCAGUAAUGUCUUUGCCACCCCCACCGCCGCUCCCGCCCCCCAGCUCAAUGCCACUCGCCAAGCCACAACCACCUCCUCGACCCACUUCUCCCCCUCCUCCUGAACUACUUGCCCGCGCUACGUCACCGACUUUCGGAGCCUCUGCAUCCGGCAUGCUGGCCCCCCCGCGAAGUGGUCUUCGUCCAUCAGGGUCCGCACCUCCACCAACGCUACGCUCUGUGCCCUCGACUGGUAGCUUCAAGUCGUCAAAGAGUCCGAACACUAUGCUCUUUCCCUCGAGUACUCUCUCGCCUGUGGCAGGGUCUCCCCCAGAUGCCCCACGGCACGGGCAGGCUUCUCAAUCUCAAGUUUCGUUAGUGCCAUCAAGUCGCUCGUCGCGUCGACAAUCCCUAUCCAGUAUGGGUAGUGAAAGAGUCCACUUUGCUGCUGCACCACCACGAGCUUCCCAGGCGCCCAGCACACCCGGAAAACGUACAGCGAUAUCCAAUGCAUCUGGACCGCAACCAAGUUCAACAGAUCCGGCCAUCAUCCACUCGAUCACGCAAACUAUGAUUGGCGAAUUCUUGUACAAGUACAACCCUAAGGCGUUACGAAGAGGUUACGGAAAGGAGAGGAAUAAGAAGUUCUUCUGGGUGCAUCCAUACACAAAGACACUCUAUUGGAGUGAUGCGGACCCCGGGGCCCUGGGCACGACCGAAACUGUUGCGAAGAGUGUGUACAUCGAGUCGGUCAGAAUUGAGGAGGACACAAACCCAAAGCCACCUGGUCUACAUCAAGAGAGCAUUGUGGUUUCCACAACUACUAGGGAGUUGAAAUUCACAGCGCCAACCAAAGAAAGACAUGAGAUUUGGAUCAAUGCCCUGAGGUACCUCAUCGCCCGUCCGCAGGACGUGUCUCUUUCGCCUCAAGCUGACCCUGGAAACGAUACAACCCUGACCGUGGGUCCCAUCAACAGUACUCCAAUAAAGAGCACCAGUCUUGCGAGUCCCAGAAGCCAAAGAUCGUAUCGCAGCAUCAGCAAUGAAGGAGCUGUUAACGAGCAUGGCUGGAAUGUUGCUCCCAACAUGCCAAAUACCCCACGUGGCAAGCGUAGCCAUUCUCAGCUGUCGACUGGUUCCACGAGAAAACGACCCGGCACUCCAGCUGCCGAGUACUUGAGAUUGAGUGAGAGUCCCCAGAAGCCAGGCACACCUUUUGUGGUAAAUCCGGAAGUCUAUCACGAUCAGGAGGAGGAUCUGAGCUAUACGGACGAAACAUUCGAAAUGACCGAGGACGUCAACGCCCAGGAAGGUUAUGAAGGUCUGGAGAAUGUUCGAGCAUGCUGCGAUGGCAAGCAUGACGUCGGCACGCUGGCAUCUCAUCCACCCCACAUGCACAACUACCAUCACAACAGGAUGUUCCAGAACCGUACCAUAAACCAUAACAUGCCACCCCCCCCACCCCCGCCACAGUUUGCGCCGCCACUGCCUCCUGAUAUUCCAGAUCGGCCGGCGUCCCCUUCGGCAUGGUCUUUCCGAUCGAAGGGUAGCGGUCGCUCCGGCGGCGGAGGUCUCUUCGCUGGAGGUUCGCUCCCGCGCAAUAUCUUCGGCACGAAACGAAGGAGGACCGUCGGCACGUCCGGCCGUUGA